This is a messenger RNA of Trifolium pratense (red clover), 741 nucleotides long. RefSeq names its product 60S ribosomal protein L12-3. Lineage: Eukaryota; Viridiplantae; Streptophyta; Magnoliopsida; Fabales; Fabaceae. Gene Ontology annotation, biological process: translation. Bases 75 to 575 code for a protein of 166 amino acids. The transcript has a single exon. Gene Ontology annotation, cellular component: ribosome; cytosolic large ribosomal subunit. Gene Ontology annotation, molecular function: structural constituent of ribosome; large ribosomal subunit rRNA binding. The record is from RefSeq and is a predicted model, not a curated record.
UUUCUCACACUUAGUUGCUGCGGCUUCUUCUCAUUUCACCUCUGAAACCCUAAUUCUCUCCAAACCCUUCCACAAUGCCGCCAAAGCUCGAUCCAUCUCAGGUCGUCGAUGUUUACGUCCGUGUCACCGGAGGUGAAGUCGGAGCAGCGAGUUCACUCGCUCCAAAGAUCGGUCCACUCGGUCUUUCUCCAAAAAAGAUCGGAGAAGACAUAGCCAAAGAAACCGCAAAAGAUUGGAAGGGUCUUAGGGUUACCGUCAAGCUCACCGUUCAGAAUCGUCAGGCUAAGGUCUCCGUUGUUCCUUCUGCUGCGGCGCUUGUUAUCAAGGCUUUGAAGGAACCUGAACGUGAUCGGAAAAAGGUGAAGAAUAUCAAGCAUAAUGGUAAUAUUUUGCUUGAUGAUGUUGUUGAGAUUGCGAGGAUUAUGAAGCCAAGGUCUAUGGCGAAGGAACUUUCUGGUACUGUGAAGGAGAUUCUUGGGACUUGUGUUUCUGUUGGUUGCACUGUUGAUGGAAAGGAUCCUAAGGAUUUGCAGCAGGAGAUCAAUGAUGGUGAUGUUGAAAUUCCUCAGGAUUGAUUUUUAAACUCUGUUAUCUGUUUUGUUUUAUUUGUGGUUCUUUGAUAUAAUUUUGAGGAUUUGUUGAACUUUUUUGUUUGGUAAUUUACUGUUUUGGAUAAUUUAGAUCAUUUUGUGACAGAUUUUACCAGCUUAGUUAAAUUAUCGUUAUGGCAUAUGUUAUUUC